Molecule: messenger RNA, 942 nt
Organism: Mizuhopecten yessoensis (Yesso scallop)
Lineage: Eukaryota; Metazoa; Mollusca; Bivalvia; Pectinida; Pectinidae
Exons: 1
Coding region: 1-942 (313 amino acids)
Source: RefSeq, a predicted model, not a curated record
AUGUCGUCAACCACUAGUGGAAAAACUGCAGCAACAUUGUCUCCUCUUCUGUUGAGGAAGGGUAUAAAAGGAAUAGCUGGGGACGUAAAGUCCGUCAAACCUUUGGGAUCUGGCGAUCUCCUAAUCGAAGUUUUUCGCAAACAACAGGCGAUUAACCUACUGGGUACCACCAGUUUUGGAGGUAUCAGUGUUAUAGUGAAAGCACAUCCAUCACUAAACAGCAGCAAGGGGGUAAUCAGAUGCCCCGCCCUGCGUAAUGACGCUGAUGCCGCCAUACUGGAGUACUUCCAGGAGGAGGAGAUCCCAGUCUCUGAGGUGCGACGGAUUUUGUCCAAGAAGAACAACAAGUUGGUUCCAACAGACACAUUUGUACUGACCUUUGCUACCCCAUCACUACCUUCGGCCGUAGUGAUUGGUUACCAAAGGUGCAGUGUCUCCGUCUACAUCCCUAAUCCAUUAAGAUGCCGUAACUGCCAGAAGUACGGGCAUCAUGAAAAAAGAUAUAGGCGGAAAACCGUUUGCCAGUACUGUGGUCGUGAAGGUCAUGAGGACCAAAGCGACUGUGAUAUUGCCAACUUGCGUUGUGUUAAUUGUGAGGGAAAGCAUGCUGCUUCGUCUCGAGACUGUCCUGCCUGGAAUCGCGAGAGAGAGAUAUUGCGGGUCAAAUUUACCCGAAAUGUCUCCUUCCCCGAGGCUAGGAGGAUAGUGGAGAGCACGGACCAACCAAAAACAGCAAACAGUCAAAAGCAGCAUCACCAUCAAAAACAGCAUCUUCAUCAAAACCUGCACCACAACCAAAACCAGCACCACAAUCAAAACCAGCACCACCAUCAAAAACACCUUCCUCCUCAGGAGAAAACCCUCCAAAGGUACGCCCAUCUAGGGCACAUGUGCGUUCGCAGCGAUCUCGCUCACUCACAUCUGUUCCUCGAUCCCAACUGA